Molecule: messenger RNA, 1388 nt
Organism: Danio rerio (zebrafish)
Lineage: Eukaryota; Metazoa; Chordata; Actinopteri; Cypriniformes; Danionidae
Source: RefSeq, a predicted model, not a curated record
AUUUAUCUAAAAUGUAGGUUUGAUCCAAGAGCUUUCCGUUGGGCUCUCUCUAUGAAGCUUGCUGUGGAGGAGAUAAACAAUAGAAAAGAUCUCCUCAACAAUUUUACACUUGCUUACAAAAUAUUUGACUCUUGCUCUACUCCUGUAACAGCUCAGAAAGCAGUUCUGGCUGUAAUGAAUGGGCAGGAAGUUGUUCAAAGUUCUAUGUGCUCUGGGGCUGGCCCUUUAAUAGGAUUAAUAGGAGAAUCUGGAUCUUCACAGUCUAUUGUUCUCUCCAGAACAGUGCAAGCCUUUCAAAUACCUAUGAUAAGCUAUUUCUCCACCUGCUCUUGUCUAAGUGAUCGAAAGCAGUUCCCGACAUUUUUCAGAGUGGUUCCUAGUGAUGACUACCAGGUCAAAGCGAUUGCACAGCUUUUAAAGAGGUUUGACUGGACAUGGAUUGGUGUUGUGACUGAAGACCAUGAUUAUGGCAGAUUUGCUUUACAAGGCUUAAAGCGAGAAAUUGAAAAUACAAAUAUUUGUUUGGCUUAUCAUGAAAUGAUUCCAAAAGACUAUACCCAGGAACGAGUCUUGAAGAUUCUUAAAGUAAUGAAGGAAUCAACAGCCAAGGUAGUUGUUGUUUUUUCAGUAGAAGGAGAGUUUUAUCCUGUUUUAAGAGAGUUUGUGGCUCAAAAUAUCACUGGAAUUCAGUGGAUUGCAAGUGAGGCUUGGGUUACAGCAUCAAUGUUAGCAGAGACAUAUUCAUUUUUAGAUGGCACAAUUGGCUUUGCAAUCCGUCAAGGACACGUCCCAGGUCUUCAGGAUUACAUCAGGACCGUCACUCCAGAAAAGUACCCUUCUAUUCCUCAGGUUCAGGAACUGUGGGAGGCUUUGUAUGGUUGUUCUCCAUCCACAUCCACCUUGAGCAGUCAUUUACCCUCAUGCACAGGAAAAGAAACUCUCAGAAAAGAAUACUCUGCCUACAUGAACACAUCCAGCCCUCGUGUGACCUACAAUGUUUACAAAGCGGUGUAUGCCUUUGCUCAUUCUCUUCAUAAUCUUAUUGAAUGUAGAAAUGGACAUGGGCCAUUUGAGAAUUUCUCAUGUGCGAACCUCAACAAUGUGUUUCCAUGGCAGCUGAAGCAUUACCUUGAGGAUGUUUCCUUCUCAAUAUCUGGACAAAAUGUUAACUUUGAUAAUAAAGGAGACUCAGUUCCAUAUUAUGAUUUAAUAAACUGGCAAAGAAGUGCAAGUGGAGAUAUGCAGUUUGUUAAAGUGGGCCUCUAUGAUGGUGCUCAGCAUUCUGGCAAAGAACUGGUGAUUGAGGAGCAGGCCAUUACAUGGUCUAACCAACAGACUAAGGCAAGGUGUUGACUGUACACUACACUGCCAUCUGAUAUUUCAGUGAA